AUGUCUGACGAACCUCAACAGCCAGCACAACAAUUGCCAGAACACGGCAAAGUGACGAAAGAUGAAAGGAAUCUUGUCGUAUCGUUCAUUCAGUUCUUGAGGCAGAAGGUCUCGGCCAACGAGUGUUCGGCUGAUCAAAUCGAGGCUUUGGAAGUUGCCAUUCAAUGUAUGGAAGGAGCAUUUGAAGUGUCGGACAAGAACUACGCUUUCCAGCCCAGCAAACCUUUGUUGGAGAUCUUCAAACAAGCUGAAGGUCUUAAUGGUCAAGUAAGUUGAUUUAUUAGGGUUUUUUUGAUGUUUAGGUAUUUGAAUAUGGCUUUGAUGCGUUUUGGCAAGGUUUUUGCUUUAUAAUAAUCUUAUAAUGAUGAUUGAAGCUAUGUUUUUAAGUAUCAAAACAUCAAUUAGUAAUUUUGGUAUCAGAACGUACAAUAAUAUGGGCUUUUCAUUGAAAUUUUGUCUUCUAUGUUGGGUUAGGUCAAUGGAAAUAAAUACUAUGAGCUUCUACAUAGUUUUCUCGUUUUAAAGAGAUUAGAAAUUAGGCUGUAGACUUAAGUCAACAUCUUGAAAUUGUAGAUAUUAAACUUGGUAUCAAAAGUUUGUGUUUUUUUUGAAAAUCAGUUUUUCUUGUAAUUUUAAAAACAAAAAUGCAAAUGAAAACAUUUCAAAACCAACUACGAGUUUUCUAGCUCAUUUUUUUCAUUCAUUUCAAGGUUAUUUGUUGUUUACGGUUGGUGAUCUUGAAUUUACUAAAACCUUUAUAAAAUUUGGAAGUAUGAAGGUAAAUAUCGUCAUAUCUAGUCUCUUUAGAUUAUUAGUUGUAGGAGACUAUUGAUUUGUUAUUUAUAAGAAAUAUUAGUAGUUUUGCUUUCGUAUUUUACAAAAAUUAUCUUUGAAACUUAUUGUAACGUCUAAAACAAUGUUUUUAGGACGAAGAAGAGUUCCCAGAGCCAACUCAAGCUGAGAUUGACCAAGCUAACAAGCUUAAGGAAGAGGGUAACGAGCUCGUCAAGGCCACCAAGUUUCAAGAAGCUAUUCAGAAAUAUAACGAGGCUAUCAAACUUAAUCGUGAUCCUAUCUACUUCUGUAACAGGUAAGAUUUUUAAUGUUUCUUGAAGUUUAGGUAGUUCGAUAGAAGAAACAAUGUUUUAUGAUGGUUUUGAUAGGUAUUUUUUAUGCUUUUAUCAUAGGUAGUGUGUUAUUAUUGUUGUGAUAGGCCGUUUGUUAUGUAUAUAACUUUAUAUCUUCAGAGCCGCCGCCUACUGCCGCCUGGAACAACAUGAUCUGGCCAUCCAGGACUGUCGUACCGCCCUGGCCCUAGACCCCAACUAUGCCAAAGCCUACGGUCGUAUGGGUGUGGCGUUGUCAUGCCAAAACCGCUACGAUCAAGCCGUAGAAGCCUACAAACAUGCUCUCGAAUUGGACCCCAACAACGAAAGUUACAAGCAAAACCUCGGCAUUGCCGAAGACAAGAUGAAGGAAGCUCAGGAAGCGGCUGGAAGUCAACCAGGAGCUGCCGGUGCCAACCCAUUCGCCGGCCUCGGCGGACUCGGAGGUCUUGGCGGAGGUUUGGGCGGUCUUUUCAACCCACAAAUGGCGGAAAUGGCCGCACAAAUGAUGCAAGACCCCAACGUGCAGAACAUGAUGUCUCAGAUGAUGGGCUCAUUCUCCGGCGGCGCGCCUCAACCCGGAGCCGAAGGAGGCGCCGCACCCGGCGGACCCGGCUUCGAAAACUUGCUACGCGUCGGAGAACAGGUUGGUGAAGCUGUGCGAGGUGUUGUUGGGGCGGUUAGUCAGGUCAGCUAAGGAAAAUUUGGGGUUUUUAUGUUGUUUUAGAUAGAAAUAUAGUUUUUUAUGUUAACAUAGAGAUUUUGGUCUUGUUUAUAGGGUUUUGAACGUUAUAAUGAAGUUUUUUUAAUUUUUGGUAAUAAAAAUGAUUAAAUGUCAGGUUUAAUAAGACCCUUGUUUUCAGAUUGCCGAAACGAUGCAACGCAGCAACCCCGAGCUGGUCGAAAACCUCCGACGCCAAUUCGACGCCACCCGCGGCCCAUCGAACCCCGACCAAAACCCGCCAAACCCCGACCAAGGAUCCGGCCAACAAUAA
This is a messenger RNA of Bursaphelenchus okinawaensis, 2101 nucleotides long. Lineage: Eukaryota; Metazoa; Nematoda; Chromadorea; Rhabditida; Aphelenchoididae. The record is from the annotation of a GenBank genome assembly.